GUCUAUUUAUAACUGUCCGUAAGUGUCAGAUUCCCAGCUCGUUCAGUCAGCCGUUAUGAUCUUUAACUUUUUGUAUUAAUUUUACUCAAUUUGCGGUCCUGGUUUUCGAAGUCAAGAUGUCGAAUGUCACGUUUUACAUUUCCAAUCUACUGGAUAAAAUGACAUCCACUGAUAAAGACUUUCGGUUUAUGGCGGCCAAUGACCUGAUGAUGGAGCUUCAAAAAGAAUCCAUCAAACUGGACGAGGAGAGCGAGAGGAAGAUCGUAUCCAUGCUGCUUAAACUUCUGGAGGAUAAAAACGGAGAGGUUCAAAAUCUGGCCGUCAAAUGUCUUGGUCCUUUAGUGGGAAAAGUGAAGGAAUGUCAGGUGGAGACGAUAGUGGACACGCUUUGUUCCAACAUGGUGUCAAAUAAAGAGCAGCUGAGAGACAUUUCCAGCAUGGGACUGAAGACUGUUAUCGCUGAACUGCCACCGUCAUCUACAGGUUCAAACCUUACAGUCAACAUUUGUAAGAAGAUCACAUCGCAGCUGAUCGGAGCUCUGGGAAUGCAAGACGAUGUGUCCAUUCAGCUGGAAGCUUUAGAUAUUCUCUCUGACAUGCUGGGCAGGUUGAGCACUGCUCUCAUGAGUUUCCAUCAGUCGAUUCUGACCAGCCUCCUCGCCCAGCUGAUAAGCCCUCGUAUGGCUGUGAGAAAACGCUCCAUCAUCGCCUUGGGUCACCUGGUGCCCAGCUGUAGCCCCGCCCUCUUUACCCAUCUCACAGAACACCUGAUGAGCGAGCUGUCCCGUGGACCGCCCACCGCCAAUGUUCGAACUUACAUCCAGUGCCUGGCCACAGUCAGCAGACAGGGUGGACACAGGAUCGGUGAGCACUUGGAGAAGAUUGUGCCCAUGGUGGUGAAGUUUUGUAACGUGGAUGAUGAUGAAUUACGGGAGUUCUGCUUUCAGGCCUUCGAAGCUUUCGUUAGCAGAUGUCCAAAGGAAAUGUCCUCUAACAUCCAAACGAUCAUAAAGUUAUGUCUAAAAUACAUCACCUACGACCCCAAUUACAACUACGAUGCUGAUGAUGACCAAGAUGACAGUAUGGACGUUGAAGAUAGGGACGAUGAAGAUCAGGACUAUGAUGAUGAAUACAGCGACGAUGAUGACAUGAGCUGGAAGGUGCGCCGUUCUUCUGUUAAAUGUCUGGAGGCGAUCGUCAGCAGCCGCCGGGACCUUCUGGUGGAGUUUUACGGAUCUGUGGGUCCAACCCUGGUGUCCCGCUUUAAAGAACGAGAGGAGAACGUUAAGACUGAUAUUUUCUCAGCCUUCGUGGCGUUGCUUAGACAGACAAGACAGACUCACGGUCUUGCUCUGGACGCAGGUGCUAAAGAGGAACCAGCGGUCACGCUGUUAAAGAAACAGGUACCGACGAUAGUAAAGGCCUUACACAGACAGUUGAAGGAGAAGAGUAUUAGAUGUAGGCAAGGUUGCUUUAGUCUCCUGACGGAGAUGGCCAAUGUGCUGCCAGGUCAACUAGGAGAGCACAUACCAGCCCUUAUUCCAGGUAUCAUUUACUCCCUCACCGACAAGUCCACUUCUUCAAACAUGAAGAUCGAUGCCCUUUCUUUCCUUAAUGUUCUUCUAAGUAGCCACAACCCCGAGGUCAUCCACCCACAUGUUAGUGUCAUCUUACCUCCUGUGGUCCAUUGCGUUGAAGAUCCUUUUUACAAAAUCACAUCUGAGGCCCUCCAAGUCACGCAGCAGAUUGUCAAGAUCAUGCGGCCGUUGGAAAAACCCAGCACGUUCGACGCUAAGCCUUACGUAAAAACUGUGUUUACUUGUACGCUAAAGAGGUUGAAGGCAUCUGAUAUAGACCAAGAAGUAAAAGAGAGGGCCAUUUUUUGCAUGGGUCACAUUUUGAGUCACCUAGGUGACCAGCUUGGAGCCGACCUGCAGCCUACCUUGCAGAUAUUUCUGGAGAGGAUUAAAAACGAAAUCACCAGACUUAUAGCAGUGAGGACUUUAACCCUCAUUGCUUCUUCGCCGCUUAAAAUCGACUUAAGACCGAUUUUAACAGAGGGCAUCCCAAUCCUCGGAUCUUUUUUACGGAAGAACCAGCGAACCUUGAAGUUGAACACGGUAACGGCCCUGAACGUGAUGGUCACGAACUACAGCGACAGCUUCAAGCCCCCUAUGAUAGAGUCCAUAUUGACGGAGAUCCCCGCUUUGAUUCAGGAGAGUGAUAUGCAUAUCUCGCAGGUCGCCAUUACCCUCAUUACCUGCAUGGCCAAGGUUUGCCCAUCAUCCUUGAGUAAGAUUGGCGGCACAAUAUUACCCGAAGUGCUUAACUUAGUCCAUUCCCCUCUACUUCAAGGAGGUGCACUAAAUUCAAUACUGGAGUUCUUCAAAGUCCUUGUGGCAACCAAGGCCAACAACAUGAGCUACAAUGACCUCCUCAAGGCCUUAAAGGGGCCUUUCUACGAAACUAAGUCGUUCGACUCCAUGUCCGUGCAUAAACAGUCCUACUACUCUGUGGCCAAGUGCGUAGCAGCGUUGUCCACAGCCUGCCCCAAAGAAGCUUCUGGUGUGGUCACCAACCUUAUUCAAGAGGUCAAGAACCCCAAAUCAUCAGAGUCUGUGAGGAUUCUAGCAUUGCUGUGCCUUGGGGAAAUCGGGCGUUUUAUGAACUUUGAAGGGCAGAAGGAGCUGAAGGGGGUCGUAAUGGAGGCUUUCGGUUCCCCGAACGAAGAGGUAAAGUCCGCCGCGUCAUUCGCCUUGGGAAACAUCUGUGUCGGAAACCUAGGAGAGUACCUGCCGUUCAUGCUAAAGGAGAUCGGGAGCCAACCGAGGAGACAGUAUCUGCUUCUGCACUCCCUGAAGGAGAUGAUCAGCGCUUUAUCUGUUGAGAGCCUUAAGCCUCAUGUGGAAAACAUCUGGGCUCUGUUGUUCAAACACUGCGAAUGUGCGGAGGAGGGCACUCGCAGCAUUGUAGCCGAAUGUUUGGGGAAACUCACUCUGGUUAAUCCGUCCGAGCUUCUGCCGAGGCUAAAGAAACAACUGUCCUCAGGUUCACCACUUUCCCGCAGUACGGUUGUAACUGCAGUGAAGUUCACCAUAGUAGAUCAUCCCAUGCCAAUAGACUCACUUCUUAAAGGAUGCAUUGGUGAUUUCUUGAAGACGCUCCAGGACCCUGAUCUUAAUGUACGGCGGGUGGCUUUGGUAAUGUUCAAUUCGGCGGCCCACAACAAACCCUCUCUGAUCCGUGGGCUUCUGACCUCACUACUCCCACAUCUAUACAAUGAGACCAAGAUCAGAAAAGACCUCGUUCGAGAGGUUGAGAUGGGUCCUUUCAAGCACACAGUAGAUGAUGGGUUGGAUGUCAGAAAAGCAGCGUUUGAAUGCAUGUAUACUCUACUGGACAGCUGCCUGGACUGUUUGGACAUCUUUGAGUUUCUGAAUCACGUUGAGGAAGGCUUGAAAGACCAUUAUGACAUUAAAAUGCUGACUUUCAUUAUGUUGGCCAGACUUUCUAAACUCUGUCCAUCAUCUGUGGUACAAAGACUGGACAGGCUAGUUGAACCAUUAAAAGCUACUUGCACUACAAAGGUAAAAGCUGGCUCAGUGAAGCAAGAAUUUGAGAAGCAAGAAGAGCUGAGGCGUUCUGCCAUGCGCGCCGUUGCCGCCCUGCUGUCUAUCAGCGAAGUAGAAAAGAGCCCUGCUAUGGCCGACUUUGCCAAUCAGAUCAGAAGCAAUGCAGAAAUGGCAACCAUCUUUGACAGCCUUCAAGGAGACCCCUUAACAGGGGCAGUGGAAUCCAUGGACACUAGUUAGGGUUUAAACUUAGUUUGUGUGAUGGAAACUGCACACUUAACAUUUUUACAAAUGUAAACUGUAAAAUGUGUAUCUAUUAGACCAAAAAAAGUCAGUACAUAAAAAUUUGGUUUUACAA
Molecule: messenger RNA, 3930 nt
Organism: Paramisgurnus dabryanus
Lineage: Eukaryota; Metazoa; Chordata; Actinopteri; Cypriniformes; Cobitidae
Gene: cand2
Product: cullin-associated and neddylation-dissociated 2 (putative)
Biological process (GO): SCF complex assembly
Source: RefSeq, a predicted model, not a curated record